This is a messenger RNA of Paraglomus brasilianum, 225 nucleotides long. The record is from the annotation of a GenBank genome assembly. Lineage: Eukaryota; Fungi; Glomeromycota; Glomeromycetes; Paraglomerales; Paraglomeraceae.
AUGAACGCGAUGGCGCAAAAUCUGAUCAGGCUGACGCCUCGUACUAGUGUGGUCCUUUCAUCUCUUCGCUUGUUACGAUCCUAUUCCACUUCCUGCAUGGUCGCAUUCUCAGUCAUAUAUGGGACCCGUAAAGCACUAGUUGGUGUCUUAAGGCCAACAAAAAUGGACCAACAACAAGAAAAAUCGAGUUUAUUUCAGGAUGCAACAGCUUUGGCAAGGCUCUAA